GUGUUCGUGCCGCUCCUGACCGACGACCGCGUUUCCGCCGAGAACCUCAGGGACCUGAAGCGCACCCUGGAGGGCGGCGGCGUCUACGUUGUGAACAGGCAGCAGCGCUUCCCCAUCGGCGGCGGUACCUGCAAGGUGCAGGGCGACAUGAGCCAGGAGGCCUGCGAGGAGACCUUCCAGGAGUUGGCUAGCGCCAUAGACGAGGAGAUGAUGGCGGAGAUGGAUCCCAAGGUUCUGCGGCAGCUGACGCUGCGCGUGGCCUCCCACGUCUCCGUGGGCCCUGGGCUGCAGGCCGUGCUGGCCCACUCGCUGCCACCCGCGCUGUGGCAGCCGACCUUCACCGUCUGCGUGGGGUACGGCCAGGUCCGCGUGUUGACGCUGGCGUACGUGGGCCAGCCGCUGGCGGGCGACCGGCCGAGCUGCAAGCAGAGCAGCACGGUCUUGCGGAUCCUGACGGGCAACCUGUCGCAGUCUGGCGGCCUGUCGGCGGCGUCGGCGCGGUACCGGGUCUUCCCCGCGGCCCGCGGCGCCGACUCCAUCGAGGAGCACCUCGAGGCGCUCGAGCCGCUGCUGCUGGCCGCGUGCACGUCCGGCGACUGGGCCGCGCUGGACAAGAAUAACCCCCCGGGCGCGGAGCGCAGCAGGAGCGUCUCGGUGUCGCGCGCGCUGCAGGGGCGUCUCUGCGCCGCCGCUGGGCCCUGCAGGCGCGGCUCCGUGCCCCGCCGGCUGGAGAGCGCCGCUGCCGCAGGCGCCGGGGCCGUCGCCAGAGCCGCCUCGGUGUCGCGGGCGCUGCGGCAGGCCGUGGAGGGAGGAGCCGGCGAGGAACGGGCGCCGCUGGCCGGGGGCAGGCUCGCGGCGGAGGAGGCGCAAGCGGGGGCGCGGCUCGUCAAGGAGCAGCUGGGCGCCGGGGUCUCCCUGCUGCGCGGGCUCUUCGCGGGCGGCCAGCCGACGUGGGUGGCGCCUCCAAGCGCGGCUGCGGCCCGGGGCGUGGGGCGGGCCGCCACCGCGGGCCCCCCGCGGGCGGUCACGGUCGACCGCAGGGCGCGCAUGCAGGCCGCCAUGCAGGCGAAGGCCACGCAGCCCGCGCCUCCGCCGGCUGUCGCCGCCGCCCUGGGUGCCGCGGUGGCCAAGGCCAAGCAGCCAGCGGCACAUUUGGUCGCCAACAGCCCGGGCGCUGAGGAGGCCGCGGCCGCGCAGAGCGCAGUGCCGGCGGUGGGGAGCGACAGAGGCGUCGAGGAGGCCGCAGCCACGCAGCCCGUUGCGCCAGAGCCCGCCCUGGUCCGAUGUGCUCGAGAGGCCGAGGCCGCACAUGUGGCGCCGCUGGCAACCGGCGGCCCGAGCGCAGCAGAGGCCCGUGCUGUGCAGCCAACGUCUGUGGUGGUUGCGACCGGCCCGGGCACCGCGGAGGCCGAGGGCAGGCAGCCAGUGCCAGCAGCGGUCACCAACGACCAGUGCGCGCAGCUUGCACCACCAGUCGCGCUCGCCAGCGCCGAGGCUGCCGCGGAUGCGGAGUCCCCGCUGCCAGCGGCAUCGGCUGCAGCCGCGAGCGACCAGGGUGCCGAGGAGGCCGCCGCCGCAGAGCCCGCGAACGACUGCGGCGCUCGGGCCGAAGCCGCGCUGCCCGCGGCGCCAGCCGUGUCGAGCGACCAGGGCGCCGCGGAGGCCGCUGCCGCGGCACCUGCCGCGGCACCCGAGGUGGUGGCGGCGGCGGCGGCGAGCCACCAGGGCGAGCUUGGGGCCGAGGCCGCGCUGCCCCCCGCGCUGGCUGCCGUCUCAGGCGACCGGGGCGCCGCGGAGGCCGCCGCCGCGGAGUCCGGGGUGGCGGCGGCGGCGGCCGCGGCGGCGGCGGCGAGCGAACAGGUUGCGCUUGGGGCCGAAAGCGAGCAGCCCGCGGCGCCGGCGGCCGUCUCUGGCGGCCGUGGCGCCGUGGAGGGUGCCGCGGCGGCCGCGAGCGGCCAGCCCGCCGCAGAGUCCAAGGUGACCCAGCUGCUAACGCCGUCGGCCACGAACGACCUUCGUGUUGCCCUCCCAGGAGGCUGA
This is a messenger RNA of Prorocentrum cordatum, 2040 nucleotides long. Lineage: Eukaryota; Dinophyceae; Prorocentrales; Prorocentraceae. The record is from the annotation of a GenBank genome assembly.